GGAAGACUGGCCUCACCUGGGACGGCGGCGGAGACAGGUGCGGGGCUCUCCGCCGGCCCAGCAUCCCUUGCGCGGCCAGGGGCGCGGGAAAGGCCUCCCGGGCGGAGGGGUAGACUGCCGCGGCCCGAGGGGGUCGCGGGGCUGCGAGGGGGCCAGGGAGGAAAUGCUGAGGCGGAGUUUGGUGGUUUCUGCCCCGGGCAAGGUGAUCCUGCACGGCGAGCAUGCCGUGGUGCACGGAAAGGUAGCUCUGGCAACUGCUCUGAACUUGAGAACUUUCCUUCGGAUGACUCCGCGACAUGAUGGGAAAAUCUCACUGCAGUUGCCUAAUCUUGGGAGCAGAUUCAACUGGGAAGCUGCUGACCUCCAGCCCCUGCUAGCAGCAUUUUCAGUUGAGCUGCCUGAUGCUCAGCCACCCAGCACUGAGCAAGUGGAGAAGCUGAAAGAGUUUGCAGGGGAUGAUAACGGACAUGAAGCAGUCCACCAUGUGGCUACUGCAGCCUUUCUUUAUUUGUACUUAAAUGUUGCAUCUAAAUGUGGGUUUCUGCCAACUGUUGACAUCUUGGUGUGGUCUGAGCUGCCCACUGGCGCUGGGUUAGGCUCCAGCGCAGCGUACUCUGUCUGCCUGGCAGGGGCGUUGCUUUCUGGAUGCGGAGCCAUCAGUUUUCCUCUGCAGGAGGGCCAAGUUGUAGCUAGGUGGACUGAGGAGGAGCUGGACACGAUCAACAGGCUGGCUUUCCGAGGAGAGCAAGUGAUCCAUGGGAAUCCUUCUGGGGUGGACAACGCUGUGAGCACAUGGGGUGGAGCCUUACGGUAUUUUUCAGGAAAAAUCUCCUCAUUAAAAAGUGUGCCUACCCUGCGGAUUUUACUGACCAACACUAAAGUUCCACGGAGCACCAAGAUCUUGGUUGCGAGGGUUAAAGACAGGCUCCUGAAGUUUCCUACUAUAAUGGAGCCAGUGCUCACUUCAAUAGACGCAAUUUCUCGGGAAUGCGAAGGUAUUCUUGAGGCAAUGGCUCACGAUCCAUCACAGGAACACUACUCCAUGCUGGAGGAGCUGGUGGACAUCAACCAGCAUCUUCUGAACGGGAUCGGAGUCGGCCACCCUCUGCUGGACCGCGUCUGCCAGGUCGCUUCCUCCCACGGGCUCCAUAGCAAACUGACAGGUGCGGGGGGAGGCGGCUGCGCCAUCACUCUACUACCACCAGACACUGCUCCUUCGGUGGUGGAAGGUGCCAUCCGAGACCUUGGCAGCUGUGGGUUUGAGUGCUGGGAGACGGAUAUUGGGGCGCUCGGAAUAAGCGCACACUCCCUGCCCUCCCUGAAAACAGAAGUGCAGAAGGUUUUGAAGGGGAGCUAAUGGUGGCAGUGAAGACUGACUCCCCCGCCUGGGAACUGCCCUAACUUGGAGUGGACCCCCCAGGCAUCUUCCGAGGCAGCCUGGCGGUACUCUGUCGGUUUGGGAUGGGUGCAUGCUCAGUGGGACUGGGGGCUGCUGAAGUACAAGGGGGCCGAGGGGCUGGUAGCUGCAGUCUUCCUAACCGCUCCCCUGCCAUUGCCUUGGCUGCACCUGAUAACAGAGCGGUCUUUGGCCAUGCUAAUGUGAGCUAAGACCUGUUGCCCACUGCCGGGUCACAGACUCUAAGAAAGCCAGGCAGGAGGGGGAAUCCCUCCCCCACCUGUCACACCCCACCUCCCCAAAUCAUUCCUUGGUGAUUUUCUCACAAUGCUACUGGACAGUAAAGCUCCCCUUAACCUCCCCACCAAUGCUUUUUCCUUUGCUGUCUGCAGUGAUUCAGAAGCUCCCCACCCAACCCCAAAAAAACCUGUCCAGUUGCGCUCUGCUGCUGAACAGGAACAAGGCCUGGCAAGUUUGCUCUGGGAGAUCAAGUUGUUAACUGUCUCUCUUCUGACUUGUCCCUAUUUUUUAAUGCUUCCUGGGGAAUAUUCCAACACGAGCAUUACUGCAACUGCACGGGGGGGGGGGGGGGGGGGGGCAGGCUCCCUUGUUAAUGAAAGCUAAGUGGCUUGAAAUGGAAUGACAAAUGGGACCUGCUGAAUACCCUCGAAGAAAGCGCGUUUCUGCCGGGGCUCAAGUUUGUUUUGUUGCAUUUGGCCAGUUAAUCAACUCAAGCUUUCUGUUGCCGGUGGAUAGCCUGCUGAGUCAAAAGCUUGCAGGUUGAGGGGAUGCACUUUAUGGGGUUCUGAAUAAAGGCUGGGUAUUAAAGGUG
Python bivittatus (Burmese python) is the source of this 2228-nucleotide messenger RNA. RefSeq names its product mevalonate kinase (gene MVK). Gene Ontology annotation, molecular function: mevalonate kinase activity; ATP binding. The record is from RefSeq and is a predicted model, not a curated record. Gene Ontology annotation, cellular component: cytosol; cytoplasm. NCBI's taxonomy places the organism in Eukaryota, Metazoa, Chordata, Lepidosauria, Squamata, Pythonidae. Gene Ontology annotation, biological process: isopentenyl diphosphate biosynthetic process, mevalonate pathway; cholesterol biosynthetic process; isoprenoid biosynthetic process.